Messenger RNA from Hydractinia symbiolongicarpus, 2585 nucleotides. Its product is annotated as O-phosphoseryl-tRNA(Sec) selenium transferase-like. The transcript is spliced from 11 exons. Lineage: Eukaryota; Metazoa; Cnidaria; Hydrozoa; Anthoathecata; Hydractiniidae. Gene Ontology annotation, biological process: conversion of seryl-tRNAsec to selenocys-tRNAsec; selenocysteine incorporation. The coding region runs from base 44 to 1864 and encodes 606 amino acids. Gene Ontology annotation, molecular function: O-phosphoseryl-tRNA(Sec) selenium transferase activity; tRNA binding. The record is from RefSeq and is a predicted model, not a curated record.
AAAUAAUUAUUUAUAAAAUAACAAGCAUUUUUGAACAGUGGUAAUGAAUGGGGCUAAUUUUGAUCUAAUAGAAAAAUAUGUCCCGCAUAGCUAUGUGCAACAAGGUAAAGAGGCACGAAGCGUAUUGGAAAAAAAUAUCAGAAUACUGCUGGAACAGGGAAAACUUCCAGUUGAAGGGUGGGAUGAUCUGUCCAUCAAGCACUUGCUAAAUGAAGUUGCAUUAAUGGACAGCAAUAACUUUCCUGAAAAUUGUGGUGUUGGUGAAAGGGAGGCUCGAAUUGCAUCCUCACUAGUUGCAGAACGUCAUUUUCAUCUUGGUCAUGGCAUGGGUAGAUCGGGUGACAUUGCAGAAGUUCAACCUAAAGCUGCUGGCUCUUCUCUUAUUGCUAAACUAGCCAAUUCCUUUGCACUUGAUGUUUUAAAGUUGACUGGAGUGGCAAAUGUGAAAAGUUGCCUCGUUGUUCCCGUUGCUACUGGCAUGGCUUUAGUACUUACCAUGUUGGCUUUAAAGGAAAAAAGACCAAAUGCGAAAUACGUAAUAUGGCCAAGAAUUGAUCAGAAAUCUUGUUUCAAAUCCAUUCUUACAGCAGGUCUCCAACCUAUCAUAGUCGAAAACGUGCUGUCUGGUGAUCACCUAACUACAGAUGUCAGCAGCAUAAGACGUAUUAUUGGGAGAGUUGGGAAUGAAAAGAUUUUGUGUGUUAUGUCCACUACAAGUUGUUUUGCACCAAGAAUUCCAGACAGACUGGAGGACAUAGCAAAUGUAUGCAAAGAAUAUGCUGUCCCUCAUAUAGUUAACAACGCAUAUGGUGUGCAGGCUACAAAAUGUAUGCACCUUAUUCAGCAGGCAUCUCGAUGUGGUCGUCUGGACACGAUUAUUCAAAGCACAGAUAAAAACUUCAUGGUGCCAGUGGGCGGGGCCAUUAUUGCUGGAUUCGAUAAAUCAUUUGUGCAAUCCAUUGGAAAGAUGUAUCCAGGCCGUGCUUCUGCGAGUCCAGUUAUUGAUUUCUUUAUUACGAUGUUGUCUUUGGGCUCUAACGGAUAUAAGAAGCUACUGUCUGAAAGGAAGGAGCUGUACUUGUAUCUACAAAAUGGUCUGAAUAAUGUAGCUGGAAGGUAUGGGGAACGUGUAUUAGAUUCUAAACAGAAUCAAAUCUCUCUUGGUGUUUCAUUGACAAAACUAGACAAGAUGUACCUGGGAAACAAAAAGCGUAUCACCGAGUUUGGUUCACAUUUGUUUAAACGUUCAGUAUCUGGAACAAGGGUGGUCACGCCAUUUGAUGAAAAAACAAUUGGCGGAUAUACAUUCACUGGAUGGGGCGCACAUUUCGAUAAAUAUCCAUGUUCGUAUUUGACUGCAGCUGCUGCUAUCGGUACUACCAAACAAGACAUCGAUUUGUUUUUGAAAAGAUUAGAUAAAACUUUUAAGCAGUUCCUAAAGGACUAUUCAACUCCCGAAAUACUUCUUUCUAGUACUGUAACGACAAAGAAUCACUAUGAUGGAGAACAAAAUCAAGUUGCCGACAUGUUAAACAAAACGGCGAUGGAGCAACGUGUACCGCUAUCUCCGACUUUGUCUUUAAACGGCGAGUAUGACGACAGGCGAAACAUAACUUCGGCAGCACUUGCUCGUUCUCAUUCAGACAAAGCAUCGUAUGUUAGUGGAACAUGGCCGAAAGCGUUACGACGGGAUUCGCCGCAAAAGGGUUUUCGAAGUAGUGCAAAUCGAAAAUUUGUAUUCGAUGCGCAAGGGCAGUGCUCAUCUGAUGGUACGGGAGAGUUCGUGGACCAGGAAUUGGCCAGUCAGAUUGUUCUUCCUGAGGAGAAGAGUAAAGAUAAGAUGUCGUUUUUAGUAGAUAUUUAAAUUAUAGUCAAUUUGUUUCCGUUUCAACAUCGACUUUGAUUCUAAAUCAUAUUUAUUAUUAUAUGACCUGUUUUGUCUUUCGUUGUUCUUUUGUUCGUAAAAACGUUUUUGAUCAUGUUUUAAAAUUACUUACAGUUUACGUCCCUAUGGAAAGGACGUCUUUUAUUUAUAGACUUUUGGUGCGCUCAAAGUUUUUAUUGAUGUUUAUAAAGAUCAUCAAAAGUGUCUGGGAACGAGGUUGCGGGAAUUAAAGGCUAUUUUAAAAAAAGAUAAUUCUGCAAAGUUGUAAAUCCAAAGGUUACCUGGAACGAACUUACUACCCAGCCUUCAUUUUCAUGGUUUUAGCAACCUCGUUUCCAGCGUUCUUAGGUCGGAGACGAAAUACACUAGACAGCAGGUAACUUUGAGAAAAUUCGUAUACGGUUUUUUGAUUCCUAUUUCGUACGCUAAAAGUUUUGUUCAGGAAGUGCCUGUGUUGUGUUUUUUCGUCUCUUUAGCGUACACAUCGUGAAACAUGCAAGUUGCUGUUUUGACUGGACCUAAAAAGUUUUAUUCCGGGCGCCAAGUUUCUUACUAAGUUUCGGGAAUAAAAAAUUAUUAGCAGCCAUUUAUAGCUGAAUAUUUAAAUUUUCAUGGAUUUUUUUUUAUUCUGUUUAUUUGAAAUUUUAACCAGUGUAUUAUUGCAAAUGAAUUCGAAAUAUAUUUAACUACAGGAACAAUA